Molecule: messenger RNA, 4000 nt
Organism: Oreochromis aureus
Lineage: Eukaryota; Metazoa; Chordata; Actinopteri; Cichliformes; Cichlidae
Gene: il17re
Molecular function (GO): interleukin-17 receptor activity
Source: RefSeq, a predicted model, not a curated record
UGUCUCUUUUUUCUCACCCCGCGGUCUGGGACUUUAAUGAGAGGCGGAGCUGCGGUGACAGGGAUUAUUCAUGAAAAAACACUGACAUUUUUUCAAACAAACGCCUUCGGGUUUUAGUCACUUGCCAGUUAGUGGCGUUUGAGGACACAGAAAAACACAAGCCGACUCUUUUUUUCCCCAGCUGAUAACCCCACAGGCAGAUUUCAUGAAACGCUACGGCGCUCUGACGCCAGACAGCAGGAGACCUAACAGAUGAGCGGAAAAAACGACCGCUUCUCGAUGACACGACGCACUGGCCUUUAUUGCUCAAAUAUUUCAACUUCAAUAUGUUUUAUAUUCGUAAAAUACAUUUUCCCGCCGCCUUUACAAUUCUUUGCUUCUUAGUGUCUCCGGUGCUGCUAAAAGAUACGACAACGUGUCGGAUUGGAAACCCAAAAGAUCAUGUUGAUGAAAGAUGUCCUGUGGAAAUGAUAAGUUCUACAGUCGCUGGGAAGGCUUACUCUGAAUGCGUUUCUGUUUAUGUCUGGUUGAAAGCUGAGGAUUUUAACAAGAGCCCGAAGCUUAAAAUUCUCAGUCCAAUUAAGAAGACACUUAGGCCUACCCUGAAAAUACUGCCACAGAAAAUACAGCGUGAGAAUAAAACACGUAAAAGUGAAAAGUUCAGCUGUUGCGACUGUAACAUCCCACAGUUACCAGAGAGAAACACCAGUCUUCCCAUGUGGGUGCUUGCAUAUGACUGUGUAAUGGCAAACACUAGAAACAUUGUUUCUGUGUUCUACAGCACAAAAUCACUGAGCUGCAAUGUCACUUACAAAGUAGAAGAAAGCCCAGACUUCGAUCUGUCUGUGGAUUCGUCAUCUAAAUCUAUCACUGUCGCUAUGAAGAGAAAAUCCAUCAACGUCACCACGAAGACUGAAUCUUUUACUGUUGCCAUGAACACUGAGCAAGUCUAUGUCAGACACUGUUACAAAAAUGUAUGGAAAUGCAAGGGCGAGACCGAGCAGCAUCCCCUGAAAGUGAGUAUUACGGGCAAGUUUACUUAUUACCUUGUUUUUGGUAGUGUUUGCACACUUAUGUGUCAUUCUAAUGAUACAUCCCAGUCAGUUAUUCUCAACAUCUCUUACCUGCUGCCCUGUGUGUGCAUAGAGGCAUAUUACACCCACGCCGACGCAACGCGGCGUAAAAAGUGCCCAAUUGAAGAGACGGGAGUCAUGGAUGCCAGAGAUGUGUUUUCCUCCUCUGAAAUCACUUUCUACACGGACAGUUUUACGCUGAAAACACUGUGCCCAGCCAGCCAGCUGAACAUCUCUGCCUCCCUCUGCUGGAUGCAGCACAAACACCUCUGCACACCUGUGCUUAACUCCACCCUAAAGAAGAAAGACGAGCUUAAAUAUGACACUACUGCAGUGGACAAACACCCUCAGAUGUGUGUGCAGCUUUCUGUACAAGGCAUACGUAACAUCUCUUGCCCUUUUACAGCAGAUAAGCCUUCUUGGGAGGUCUCUAUUGGACUUGGAAGGCAGAUGAUAAUCGUACAUGUCAACUCGUUUACUCCAGCGACGUUCUCAAGCCAACUCUGUAUCUUUACUGAGAGUGGAUGCACAGCUGUAGGGAAAGCACAUUCAGUUACAAUGGAAGGAAACAGAAGUGAAAAAAUAAUAAAUUUGCCUCUUCACUUUUAUUCUAAAAAUCCUUGCAUCCAGGUGUGGCAGUCGGAUCCUGCUCGUCAUGGAAGAAGAAUUUUGUGCCCACACUACACGCACAAUAGACGUGGCUUGUAUGCGGUGGCAGUUCUGAUAUUUGUGUUUGUAGUUGCAUUGUUUGGAAUUUUUAUCCACCGUGCUACAAAGAGGGGAGCUGCAGGUUGGCUGUAUAUCCAGAGGCCACUGCUGCUGGUGUGUUCAUCAGGUCAGUCGGACCAUAUCUCUGCUGUGUGUGCAUUAGCCUCAAUUCUUCAGGAGGACCUAGGUGCCACAGUAUGCACACCUCUGUGGGCGCAAAACUCUCAAAGCCAGGAUGAGUCAGGGCCUGGUGUGGCAGAUCUGGGCCCACUUCCCUGGCUGUAUGGGCAGUGGGAUGCUGUCUGUGAGGAGCAAGGAAAAGUGCUUGUAAUUUGGAGUCCUGAAGCCAAGAAAACCUAUGAGAAGUGGACAAUGGAGAGGGCAAACACAGAUAAGAGUGAAAGAAAAGAGGAAGACUGCAGAAAUGCACACAUGAAACAUGAGAAAACCAAGGCAGAGCUGGAAGAGGAUUUGAAGCAGAAUGGAGGAAAACUAGGAAUAUUCAAAAAAGAAAAAGCUGUUGGAAAAAAAGAUGGUGCUAAAUUAUGUGACGAUAAAGACUUGUACCGACAAAAGGAGGCCUCUGCAUUGAUAGAGCCAAUGUUAACAGCUGUGCUGGCUCGCUUAGAAGGGGUGCUGCAGGAGCACAAAAAUCAAGAAGUUGUUCUUAUCUAUUUCCAGGGCCUCUGCCACAGCAAGGACAUCCCAAAAGCCUUCAGAGAGGUCCGUCAGUACUGCUUACCCCAGGAUUUCAGGGGUUUAAUAGGGGAGCUGGGAGAGAUGGCAAGAAGGACAACAAGAUGGCACUGCUGGCCCAGAGUCCUUUCUAAAGUGCUGGCAAUAUGGCUGGCACAGAAACUAACUCAAAGGCUGCAGACGCUCGUGCCUCAGACACAAGGAAAUAAAGUGCUCAAGAAAAUGUCAUUGAUGAAAAAGACAUUAGAUAAGCCUGAGAGCAGUCUGAAGAGGCCUUUGGCUGCCCUACCUGGAACUGUGCAGGUGUACGAGUUUCUGCACGGGUCACCAUGGAAAGCAGAGAAGUUUUACUCUCAAGUUUCAAAGUGACAGAAGUGGUUUGUUUUUUUUGCUGGAAACACGAUCCACAAGACACGGGAGAUGGUGUUCCAUUGCAAGCUCCUGAAACCCUCACUCUAUAUGAACUAUUCAUUACCGAGCUCUGUUGUGUCCAAUAUGCCACCAGAUGUUUUGCAUGUUAAGAAGAGGUAAACACUCUGUCCUUUGCACAGCAUUUAGCCUCUGACAGAGGGUUCUUUAUAUUACGUUCGUGACUGAAGCCCCAGUGAACACCUGUCUUAUCUGCGUGAAUAUGCUAACCACUAUGAAAAUCUUGUUGCAAAUAAUACCUCACUUUCUUCAUGAACACAUUUAAUAUUUCAAAGUGUUGUGACAGCACAGGUGACAAACUGCGUGACUGCUGUUUACAAAAAGCCUCAAAUUUGCAUAGGAUUUUCUAAACACAGACAUUAAGCCAAAGCUUUCAUCCGAUUUCCACUUUUACUGCAAAUGUAAAAUGCGCUUUACUAACGAGAAGGUAACUGCAUUCAUAUAUUUAUCUUUUUGGCCUUUAGUGGACUUAAUAGCUUUUUAUAUUAAUAACUACUACUUAUGACUGGGGCUGCUUCUACAACUGUGUCUACAAGCGUGUUAUUGCAUUUUUUUUUUGCACACAUACUAUCUCCUGCAUUUUAAAAGUGAAGAAUAAUUAACAUUUUUGCUUUUUUUGUUGUAUUUUUUCCCAUUGUGCUUUUCACUAUGCUUAUUUAAUGAAUAGAAACAAAAUUCUGAACAUGAAUGGUAAGACUGGGCUGGGGGACUCAAUGAGACAGAAACAGAAAAAGCGAGUAUUAUUCAAAUUAUCCAACGGAAAACAUACAGUGCAGUGGUUACCUCAAAAUCUCAGAGCAUUAGAACAAGAAAACCGUGUCUGUGGUACUUUCCCAUGUCUUAUAUUUAUUGCAGGAGUUUUAUUAACUUCAACGGUGAACAUUAUGCAAAGUGAGUUUAAACAGAAAAGUGACAUCUAGUCUGGAUCUACAGACAAACGUGAUUGACCUUUGAAGAAGUGUUUGUUCGGUUUCACUAGUUAUUCCCUGAAGCUGUUUUCCCUUCUUAAGUAUUUUAUGGUGACAUUAGCCUGCGGCACUGUUUGCAUUAUAAGAAUAUGUUUUGAAUAAAAAACAGACUGCUUGACAAAAGAA